UAGUUUAUUUGGUAGUUUUUGUACAAUAAUAUUGUAAUAUACCAAGUAAUCGAUCUGUAAUGGAUGCAGUGUAUGUGAAGACAGAGCCUUUAUGGGACGCGCCGGCCGCUUGCUCACCAUCCCCCCACGGGCAUAUCUCUGAAGCUGAAUUGCUGACGACCAACGCACCGGGCAUUAUGGAGACUGAUCAACAGGAACUUCAUAAUGACACUAAGCGAGAGGAUAUUGACAUGAAGGAAGGAGACUUACCAGUGAUUAUUGAUGUGGAGCAAAUCAAAUAUGAAGAUGAAGUUGUUGCAAUUGAAAUAGAACAAGAAGCUAGUCAGAUAACACAAGAGCAAAAUGGUAACAUGAAGAAAGAAAUCAUCCCGCGUGAUGAAGUUGUCAACACAAAACUGAUAACUAACACAGAGAAAGAGGUCGCUCAUGUAAAACAAGAGAUCAAACUGUGUCAUGAUGUUAAACAAGAAAUUGAACUGCCAGAUAUAAAUGUGAAGCAAGAAGUUAUUGACCAAGAUGUUAUAGAUAUAGAUGUGAAAAAGGAAGUAUAUUAUUUGCAAAAAGUUAAAGACGCGAAGGAGAUUGAUACGCGUGAAGAAGUUAUCAACAGUUUUGUGUUAACAACUAACACAGAGAAAGAGGUCGCUCAUGUAAAACAAGUGAGCAACACAGUUAAACAAGAAAUUGAACUGCCAGAUAAAGUUAUAAAUGUGAAGCAAGAAGCUAUCGACUUACAAGAUGUUAUAGACGUGAAAAAGGAAGUAUUUGAUUUGCAAAAAGUUAAAGACACGAACAUUGAUGUACAAGAGAAUGUGAAUGAUGCGAAGCAGACAGGCCUGCAGAAGGUGGUGCAGAUAAAGAAGGAGGUAGAGGAGUUGUAUUCGGGGCAUGAGGUGCGGGGGGAGCUCGUGCUGAGUCCCGCUGGCGUGCAGACGCGCGCACAAUCUAAAACUCAAGAGACACACAGGGGAGGCACCACAGAAGACUUACUGGUCGUCGCGAGCGCGAGUAGAGCACCACGCGAAUGCCGCAUCUGCUCGAGAGUGUGCAAGCAUCCGAGUGCCUUAAAGAUACACAUGCGAACACACACGAAAGAAAAACCUUUUUCAUGCGAAACAUGUCACAAACAAUUCGCAGUACACGACACUUUAGUGAAACACGAGCGCGUCCAUACCGGCACUAAACUUUACUCGUGUAGCUCGUGUAUCAAACAGUUUGCACACAAAAGCGGUUUAAAGAUACAUGAACGUAUACACACAGGGGAGAAACCAUACGCGUGCAUACUGUGCGACGAGAGCUUUACUAGUCUGAAUAAUUUGAAGAAUCACAAACUAAAACAUACCGGUGAAAAGCCUUAUUUCUGUAGCGUGUGCGAAAAGAGGUUCACCAAGCGAAGUACAUUAAACAGUCACGAAAAACUUCAUAAAGGAGAAAAACCACACUCGUGCAGUAUAUGUAAUAAGGAGUUUUCAAAACUUAGUAAUUUAAAAAUACACGAGCGAAGUCACACAGGCGAAAAACCUUAUUCCUGCGGAAUGUGCGAAAAGAAGUUUGCACACCGCAGUCAUUUGAAGACUCACGAGCGUACCCAUACCGGUGAAAAGCCGUAUUCUUGUCGAGUAUGUAACGAGACGUUUACUCAGCGCUCUACUUUAAAAAAUCACGAACGGAUCCAUACAGGGGAGAAGCCAUACUCUUGUGGAACGUGCGACAAGAAGUUUGCUAACAGCAGCCAUUUAAAGAUUCAUGAGCGUAUUCACAGCGGGGAGAAACCUUAUUCCUGCAAAGUAUGUAAAAAUAGUUUUAUUGAUAGGAGCUCUUUAAAAAGUCAUGUGCGUAUUCACACCGGUGAAAAACCUUACUCUUGCGGUAUAUGUAUGAAAGACUUUUCACAGCUGAAUGCUUUAAAGGUUCACGCACGCACUCACACAGGUGAGAGACCAUUUUCAUGCGGGACGUGUAAGAAGACAUUCUCCCGCCGCUCCCUUUUACUUUGCCACGAGCGUAUACACAGCGGGGACAAACCAUACACCUGUGAUGUAUGUAAAAAGAGUUUUACGCAACGGAAUACAUUAAUAAUUCAUGAAAGGAUUCACACAGGUGAAAAACCAUUCUCAUGCGAGAUGUGUGAGAAGAAGUUCACUAAUCGCAGCGGUUUGAGGAGCCACAAGUGUGUAUGAUAGUCGUACGGUUUUAAAAUGUCGGAAUCAACUUGAGAGGCACUGUUUUCCUUUGUUAAACCAAAUCGCUAAUUACGGGUGCAAAGUAAAACGCAAUAACAACAAAAUAUUCCAUACAGAUAUCAACUUUACCGCUAAAAGAAUAGAGUUAGAAUUACAUUAGCAGGUACUCAAUACCUAUAAGACCUUUUGGAAUUUAGAGCCGUAGUCGCCUCCAUGUUUGUCUACAUUUCAUGUUUAUUUACCUAACUAUAUUCUGUAUCAGUAGGUAUUUAAAUAAAAGUAAAUAAAUAAUUUGUAUAUUUUCGGCUAGUUAUAACAUUUAUUGGCUAACCAACCAAAUAGAAAAGCACCUGGAUCUAUCACUGAACGACCUGACUGUAACCUACAUUAUUUGAUCAUGCAAUGUUUUCGUCUACCCUCAACUAUGGAGCCAUUUGAGGGUAGAUUUUGUUUACUUUUAUUUAAAUACCUAAAGGUACAGACCGUGGCAACAAGACAGGACAACGCUAGGGUGAUGAUGUUGAUAUUGAUGAUGUUGCUUGUAUGUUUCCGUGUUGCUCGAAGGAAGUUGACAAAUACGAACGUUUCCGAGAAAAUACGAUGGAAAACAAUUAUGCACGUUUUUUUUUAGCAUUAGAAAGAACUUGCAAGUAGGUGAGCGAUCUUGACGUAUCUUUUAAUUGAACAAUUUAAUUAUUUUUUUUACUAUUUAAUAUUAUUUGUCCCUGAGUCGUGGGUGUUUUCUAUGUAUACAUAUAUAUAUAUAUAAGUAUAUAUCUAUCUAUAUUAGGGCCACUUGCACUAUUCCACUAACCCGAGGUUACCGAUUAAACCUAGAGUUACAAUGGUUACCAGUACAAUUUGACAAUGGGUUAACGUUUUAACCGCUUAACCCCGGGUUAGUGGGAUGGUGCAAGUGGAUCUAAGUGCUCCGUGAACAAAGUUUUGUAUAGCACUAUACUGCAAAAGUAAGACAAUGUUGCCACUGCAAUAAUUUGUUCGUAAAAUAGUAAAUUGGUAAUGAUAAAUAAUCACGCUAAGAUAAUUUAUUUAUUAGUAAUGUUACUCCUGCAAUUUAAUAAAGUACUUUUAUUUACUUAUUUUUACAUAAAUACAAAACGCGCCAAUAAAAAAGUGGCAACAUUUCUUACUUUUUUGGUCUUGAAUUACGUUUUGCAGUUUAGAAAAUACAAAAAAAAAAACAAUCAUA
Cydia fagiglandana is the source of this 3393-nucleotide messenger RNA. RefSeq names its product zinc finger protein ZFP2-like. The transcript is spliced from 4 exons. Bases 60 to 2180 code for a protein of 706 amino acids. NCBI's taxonomy places the organism in Eukaryota, Metazoa, Arthropoda, Insecta, Lepidoptera, Tortricidae. The record is from RefSeq and is a predicted model, not a curated record.